AUGGUCAGCUUGGACGACAUCAAUGCAUACUCGAGGCCUCAGAGCUCGUUGCCCAAGGGUACAGCACACCUCUAUAGCUACAUCAAUCGUGCUACUUCACCGUCCAAUUUUGAACCUAAUUUGGCGCUGAAUUUGGAGAUUGCCGACCUCAUCAACUCGAAGAAAGGCAAUAUGCCCCGGGACGCGGCUGUGGCCAUCGUUCACAAGAUCAACUCGCUAAACCCUAUCACAUCUCUCUUGGCGAUCGCGCUCCUGGACAUGCUGGUCAAGAAUUGCGGCUAUGCUUUUCACCUGCAAAUCGCAACAAAGGAGUUUCUGAAUGAGCUUGUGCGACGAUUUCCGGAGAGACCGCCUCCAAGACCCAGUCGAGUGCAAUUUCGUGUCCUUGAACUGCUCGAGCAGUGGCGGCAAACGCUUUGCUCAACGAGCAAAUACAAGGAUGAUAUGGGCUACAUUCGGGACAUGCACAGGCUUUUGCAUUACAAAGGUUACGAUUUCCCAGAGAUCAACGCUGGGGCCGCAAGUGUACUCAACCCAAACGAUUCGCUAAAGUCCGCGUCUGAAAUGGAAGCAGAAGAUCGAGCAGCCCAUUCCGCCAAGCUACAGGAAUUGAUAAGACGAGGAACCCCUGCCGACCUCAAGGAGGCCAAUCAGCUCAUGAAGGUCAUGGCAGGCUUCGACCAAAAUAAAGUGGACUACAGAGCCAAGGCAGCCGAAGAGACAGAUCACAUCCGGCGAAAGGCAUCACUGUUGGUUGAAAUGCUUUCAGGUCUCAAUGAAGCCGACGUUCUGGCUGACGGCGACAUAUAUCAAGAGCUUGCCGAUAGCAUCCGCAACGCUCAGCCAAAGCUUCAGAAGAUGUGUGAGGACGAAUCUGAAGAUCAGGAAGCGGUUGGCAAGCUCUUUGAGCUCAAUGACUCAAUCAACUCCAUCGUGACCAAGUACGAUUUGUUGCGCAAAGGUGAUUUUGCAGCUGCACAGCGAGUGCCA
Molecule: messenger RNA, 990 nt
Organism: Protomyces lactucae-debilis
Lineage: Eukaryota; Fungi; Ascomycota; Taphrinomycetes; Taphrinales; Protomycetaceae
Product: putative ADP-ribosylation factor-binding protein C25H2.16c
Exons: 1
Biological process (GO): protein transport to vacuole involved in ubiquitin-dependent protein catabolic process via the multivesicular body sorting pathway; Golgi to vacuole transport; Golgi to endosome transport
Cellular component (GO): trans-Golgi network
Molecular function (GO): ubiquitin binding; phosphatidylinositol binding
Source: RefSeq, a predicted model, not a curated record